CAUUGGAUUUUCCUUGAACUAAUCCGAAUUCACCGGUCACUGGAAACACAGGCUUCGUGUCGCGAUGUCUACUCUACUCCACUCCCACUCUGCUUCUUCCUCCGCCUUCACUCUUCCCUCGCCACGUCGUCGUUCCGCUCCAAUCAAUCCUCUCCCUCGAUUCUCUCACCAAAACGCCGUCAGGUGCAAGCUCAUAGAGCCGUUGAAGUUCGAUAAUGGCAGAGCAACCAAUCAAACUGAGAUGCUUAUUGGCGGCAGCGGAACCGCCAUUCCGAGUUUUCUUGUAGCGCCCAACACGCGCGUGCAGGAUUUGGUCAACAAGAAUGAUACCCGUCUCAGAAUAUUCUCCGGUACUGCAAAUCCUGCUCUUGCUCAGGAAAUUGCGUGCUACUUGGGGCUGCAGCUGGGGAAAAUUAAGAUUAAGCGUUUUGCUGAUGGUGAGAUAUAUGUUCAGCUGCAAGAGAGUGUCAGAGGGUGUGAUGUGUUUCUUGUACAGCCCACAUGUCCACCCGCCAAUGAGAAUCUUAUGGAGCUACUCAUAAUGAUUGAUGCCUGCAGGAGAGCUUCAGCCAAAAAUAUUACUGCAGUCAUUCCAUAUUUUGGAUAUGCUAGAGCUGAUAGAAAGACACAAGGGCGUGAAUCCAUUGCAGCCAAGCUUGUAGCAAAUUUAAUUACUGAAGCAGGUGCAAACCGUGUUCUCGCUUGCGAUCUCCAUUCUGGGCAGGCCAUGGGCUAUUUUGAUAUUCCAGUUGAUCAUGUGUAUGGACAGCCAGUUAUACUUGAUUACCUUGCCAGCAAGACUAUUUGUUCAGAUGAUUUGGUAGUUGUCUCGCCUGAUGUUGGUGGUGUUGCUAGAGCACGUGCUUUUGCCAAAAAAUUAUCUGAUGCUCCUUUAGCUAUUGUUGAUAAAAGGCGACAUGGGCAUAAUGUUGCUGAGGUGAUGAAUUUGAUAGGUGAUGUAAAAGGAAAGGUAGCCGUGAUGGUAGAUGACAUGAUUGAUACAGCUGGAACCAUUGCCAAAGGUGCAGCACUAUUGCAUCAAGAAGGGGCAAGAGAAGUCUAUGCAUGCAGUACACAUGCUGUUUUCAGUCCUCCUGCUAUAGAAAGGUUGUCAAGCGGCUUGUUUCAAGAAGUCAUCAUAACGAAUACAAUUCCAGUGGCGGAACAGAAUUAUUUUCCACAGCUAACUGUCCUAUCAGUGGCGAACCUUCUGGGCGAGACUGUAUGGCGUGUUCAUGAUGACUGCUCAGGUGGAAUUGAACCUUAUUCCAGUCUGGGAAUUGAUUGACAAAUUGUAUCAAUGGUACAUGGUCAUUCCUUCUUAUGUGUCUGCAGUAACGAAUGGAAGAGUUGUAAAGUGAAUUUGUAAUAAAACCUUUUUUGUUUAACAUCCCUUAUAGAGAGCCAAUUAUGGAGUUUUAUGUGCCUAUAAAAUAAAUUGCUGGCAGUUUUGAACUCCAAAAUGGAAAUGAUAAUGUGUAUUUUUUUUCCCUUUACUUGAGUACGCACUCAUCUAGUCAAAAUGGGGAAGUUUGCCAGUUUAACAGAUUUUAUUUAAUUGUAUCAUUUAAGCUGUCCUUUGUAUUGAUAGGAAACAUUAUUUUAUAUCUGACAACCUUAAGAAAACAUAUUAAGCGUA
Arachis duranensis is the source of this 1639-nucleotide messenger RNA. RefSeq names its product ribose-phosphate pyrophosphokinase 1. Gene Ontology annotation, cellular component: cytoplasm; ribose phosphate diphosphokinase complex. Bases 65 to 1288 code for a protein of 407 amino acids. Lineage: Eukaryota; Viridiplantae; Streptophyta; Magnoliopsida; Fabales; Fabaceae. Gene Ontology annotation, biological process: ribonucleoside monophosphate biosynthetic process; purine nucleotide biosynthetic process; 5-phosphoribose 1-diphosphate biosynthetic process. The record is from RefSeq and is a predicted model, not a curated record. The transcript is spliced from 9 exons. Gene Ontology annotation, molecular function: ribose phosphate diphosphokinase activity; magnesium ion binding.